This is a messenger RNA of Closterium sp. NIES-65, 4317 nucleotides long. The record is from the annotation of a GenBank genome assembly. Lineage: Eukaryota; Viridiplantae; Streptophyta; Zygnematophyceae; Desmidiales; Closteriaceae.
AUGGCGUUUCGCCCGCCAUCGUCGCACGGCCAGGGGCACGGCGGCGAGGUGAGGGGGCUUGGGGGGCGCGCGGAGAAGCCGGGCGGCGAGGGGAAGGUGCUCGGGCGCGCGGAGAAGUCGGGCGGAGAGGGGCGCAGCCAUGGGCGCGCGGAGAAGCCGCCGACGAGCAUGAAGGACGGCAGCUGGAUCUCCGCGGACGCGCGCCAGCAGCAGCACGGCGCACCAUGGAACGCGCAGGCGGGGCGGGCACGGCGCCUGAAGCCGCGCGCGUGGCGAGCUGCGUUCGACGCGGAGGGGCGUCUCGUGCGCAUGCCAGCCGUUCUGCGCGCUGUGCUGGACGGGGGGGUGGAUCGGUCGAUACGAGGCGAGGUGUGGGAGUUCCUGCUGGGGUGCUUCUCUCUCGACUCCACCGCUGAAGAGCGCAACUACGUGCGCGCCGCCCGCCGGGAGCGGUAUGAGCAGCUGGUGCAGCAGUGCGCGCGCAUGCAUGGGCGCGUGGGCACGGGGCAGCUGGCCUUCCCCGUGGGCUCGCGCAUCAUGGACGUCCGCAUCCUCACUGCCCGCGCCUCUCAGCCUCCUGCCGCCGCCGCCGCUGCGGAUUCUACCGCUCCUGCUGCUGCCACUGCCGCCGCCGCUGCUGGUGGUGGUGCUGGCAGUGGUGUGGAUGGCGGUGAGAUGGGCGGCAUUGGUAGGGACGGCAGGGGCGCAGAGGAGGGCAGCUUCAGGCAGAGCAGCGUUACAACAACGAUGCUGAUGGAGGAGGGCGGCCCGCGGCUGCACUCGUCUUCCUUCUCCUUCCCCCUCGACCUGCUUGACCUUGAAGACCCGAGGGCACUGCUUGGUGGUGGGGGGGGGGAGGAGGACGAGGAGGAGGAUGAUGAGGAGGAUGAUGAGGAGGGGGAUGGGGAGGAGGAGGGGGAGGAUGGGGAAGGGGGGGAUGGGGAGAAGGAAAGGGAAGGGGGUGUGGGCAUGGGACACGAAAAGAGGAAGGCGAAGGGGAGGAAAGGGGCGGAGGACGGAGGAUGGGGAGGGGGAGGUGAGGGGGCGGGAGGGAAGGAGAGGAAGGGGGGAAUGGAAGAGAUGAGGGCAAAGUGGGCGCGGGAGAGGCAGAGGCGGUAUGAGAGGGUGGACCACUCACACCCUCCACAUGCCAGGGCCAGCGGUGGCGGUGGCGGGAGAGGAGGGGGAGCAGGGAGGACUGGAGAAGGGUUUGGAGGAGCAGGGGCAGGAGGAGGAGGAGGAGGAGGAGGAGCAGUGGGAAUGCGGGAUGGCAGCAGCAGGUCUCAGCGCACACGCAGCACCGAUGUGGGGCUGCUGACGGGGCGAGCAGUAGGAGCGGUGGGUGCAAACGCGCCUCUCACGCGCCCCCGAAGUGGUCGCACAGACGACCCCCUACCUGCACCCCCUGCUGCUGCGCCUUGUGCUGCUACUGUGGAGGGCUCGCUGUCAGGCACCACCGCCACCGCCACCGCCACACGCAGCACGCCAGCGGAGUGUGCCCGCUUAGCCGGUGCUGAUCUCACAGGCGGUGGUGCUGAUGGUGCUGGAAAUGCAGAUGGUGCAGCGGGGGCAGAUGCAGCGGUGUGGCAAGCAGCAGCAGCAGCAGGUGGGGAGGAGGGCGAGGGGAGCUGCCCGGACGAUGGGGUGGGUGGGGAGGGGCAGCGGCGCAAAGGCAAGAAGAAAUGGACCAGACUGUUGCCGGGCAAGGGGAAGGAAGGGAGGGAAGGGAAGGAGGGCAGGGAGGGCAAGGAGGGCAAGGAGGUAAAGGAGGGGAGAGAGGGGAGGGAGGGCAAGGAGGGGAGGGAGGGCAAAGAGGGAAAGGGACGGCUGCUGACAGGGGUUGGAUCCGUUAGUGGCAACGCCCUGCUGGACCCAGACGUCCUCGUUAUAGAGCAAGGAGGCGAGGGGGAGGAAGAGGAGGAGGGUGGGGGAAUAGGCGCAGAGGAGGAGGGUUCUGCAGGGGGAGGAGGCGGAGGGGAAGGGGGGAUGGGCGGGGGAGCAGGGGGGGAGGGCAAGGGGCCGUGGCAGAGGGGAGUGAAGAGUGUGAAGAAAGCACAUAAGAAGCUGCGGGGGUACUUGGGUGCAGGGGAGAGCGCAGGGGGGGAGGAGGGGCAUGUGGAAAGCGGGGACGGGGGUGAGGGGAGCGAGCGGGGGGCGAGGGCAGGGGGAGCAGCGCGGGAGGGGUUGGGUGCGGGGGGUGUGGGGGUUGGGGGGGUUGUGGGUGUGGGGAGAGCGGGAGUGGGUACGGGAGCGGGAGGGGGAGGACUCGGGGGGCUGGGAGGGGGGAUGGGGGGGAUUCAGAGGGGGUUGAUGGCGGGGGGAAACCGGCUGAAGAAGGUGCUGAGUGCUGACUGGGGGGGUGUGUCUGUAGACGAUCUGCUCGCUUCCAUUCGCAACCCCACCCACUCCUCUGCCACCCCCGCCAGCAAUCCCACCACUACCACUGCCAGCUCUGUCAGCGGUGUCAGCACUGCCACUGCCACUACCAACGCUGCCAGCACUGGCAGUGGUGGCAGCGGCAGCGGCAGCAUUGCAAGUGCGGCUGGGAUCCCAAAAGGGAAUAGGAUGGGGAGCGUUGCGGAUGGUGGCAGUGCGAGCAGUGGCGGUGGUGUGUGGGAGGAGAGGCGAAGGGGAAAAGGGGAGGCGGGUGGAGAGCUGGGGAGUGUUUCGGAGCGGGUGGAGGGGGAGGGGGAGGAGGCGGAGGGGGAGGAGAGGGAGAGGGAGGAGGCAGAGUGGGAAGUGGCGGGUGCAGCGGAGUGGGAGGGGCGCAAGGCUGGUGCAGGGGAGGGGGGUCCGCACAGGAGGCAACAAGUUGGGGGGUCGGGGCGGAGAGAGGCCGGGUGGCAGUUAGAGGAGGAAGAGGAGGACGAUGAGGGAGAGGAGCGGGAGAGGAGGGGGAAGGCGGAAGGCGGAGGAAGGAGUGGGGGAGGGGCGGAGGGCGGAGCAGGGGAGGGGCGGCGCAGAGGGGGGUCAGCAGCAGCGCCAGGGGAUGGCUGGGGGCUUGGAUUCGUGGGCGGUGGAGGAAGCUUCCGUGAAGGAGCAGCAGGUGCAGCAGCAAGAGAGGCAGACGGAGGUGAAGCAGAGAGGAGGGAACGGCGAGGGGAGGAGACGAAGAGAGAGGAGAGGAGGAAAGAGGAGGGGCGUGGAAGUGCUGUGCGGCAGGCAGAGGACGAAGAGGAGGAGGGGGAAGAGGGGGAUGAGAGGAGCCCCUGUGCUGCAGGCAGGGCACUCAGUGCUGAGGGUGAGGGCGGGCAAAGGAGAGGAGUAGCAGCAGGAGGAGGAGGGGAGAGAGGGGGAGGAGGAGCAGCUGUGGAGAAAACUGGGCCGUUUGUGGGCAGUGCGAGGAGCGAGUGGAGCGAGGGGAGCGAUGGGGCAGGGGGGGGGGAGAAGCGGGGGGGCAGCAUCCUGCAGGCGUAUGUGCGGCAGCGGUCGUUCAACGGCCGCAACCCCACCGCGGAGCAGGUGUGGUCGUGGAUCCUGGGUCAUGAUGAUGAUGCCGAUGCUGGCCGUGAUGGUGGUGAUGGGGAUGCACGGGGCGAUGGUGGUGCUGGCGAUGGUGGUGGUGCUGGCGAUGGUGAUGGUAAUGGAGGAGGCGAUGGGGGCGUGGGGAAGGGUGGUGCGGGGGAGGGGGCGGGAAGGAAGGAGGGGGAAGGCAGGGAGGGGAAGGAGGGGGAGGAGGAAGAGGAGGGGGGUGAUGCGCGGUUGACGGUCGAUCCAGUGGUGGCAGAGCAGCUGGGGGUGACUCCUGAGAGGGUGGCAGAGUGGCUGUGGACGCUGCAUAAGAUAUCGGUGGAUGUGGAGCGCACGGACCGCCACAUGGCGUUCUACGCGGAUCGCAGCAACCUGGCGGCCAUGAGUGACAUCCUGGCCGUGCAUGCUUGGAUCGACCCUGCUACUGGCUUCUGCCAAGGCAUGUGCGACCUGCUAUCGCCCUUCAUCAUCCUCUUCCCGCACCCCGCCGACGCCUUCUGGUGCUUCGAAAGCCUCUUCUCCAGAAUCCGCCACAACUUCCUGACGGAGGGUCCGGUGGGCAUCCUGCGGAAGCUGGCGGUGCUGAGGGACGUAGUGGCGCUGCGCCACAACUUCCUCACAGAAGGGCCGGUGGGCAUUCUUCGGCAGCUGGCGGUGCUGCGCGACGUGGUGGCGCUGGUGGACCCUGAGCUGGCCUCCCACCUGGAGGAGCUGGGCGCCGACAACUUCAUGUUCACCUUCCGCAUGCUGCUCGUGCUCUUCAGGAGGGAGCUGCCGCUUCUGGAUGUGAUCGUCAUGUGGGAGGUGGGUUCAUACGUCAUUGGCAUUGGGAGGUGUGUUGAAUAG